Saprolegnia diclina VS20 is the source of this 2335-nucleotide messenger RNA. RefSeq lists its product as hypothetical. NCBI's taxonomy places the organism in Eukaryota, Oomycota, Saprolegniomycetes, Saprolegniales, Saprolegniaceae. The transcript has a single exon. Bases 36 to 2294 code for a protein of 752 amino acids. Gene Ontology annotation, molecular function: dipeptidyl-peptidase activity; serine-type peptidase activity. Gene Ontology annotation, biological process: proteolysis. The record is from RefSeq and is a predicted model, not a curated record.
GGGACCGGCAGGUGGGCACUUCGCAAUCCUCCGCCAUGGCGCAUCUCAUCUCGCACGAAGACGUCGCGCGCAUGCCGACGCCCGGCAGCAACGCGCCGACGCGCCUCGGCUUUAGCCCCAACGGCCGCCUCCUCACGUAUCUCCACAGCUCCAACAACGAGCUCACGCAGCAGCUGUACGGCCUCGACAUGGCCUCGCUCGCGGUGUCGCUGGUCGCGCGGCCGCCGGGCUCGGGCAACACGGAGAGCAAUCUGUCGCUCGAAGAGAAGCUGCGCCGCGAGCGCCAGCGCCAGAUGGGCACGGGCAUCACGUCGUUCCUUUGGUGCCCGACGCCGCACUCGACGCGCAUCGUGUACCCGCUGCAGGGCAACUUGUACCUCCAGGAGCGCCCGGGCGCCGAGCUAACCUUGCUUUUUGACAAGACGUCGACGGGCGCAAAGGGCGGCGCGAUCGACCCGCAGUACUCGCCGGACGGCAAGUACAUUGCGUUUGUUCAAGAGAGCGAGCUCUACGUGGUCGCGGCCGAGCCCAACGCUGACGGGUCGCUCCCGACUGCGAUCCAGGUCACGACCGGUGCCCGCGAAAGCGGCAAGAGCAACGGCCUUGCGUGCUUUGUGACGCAAGAAGAGCUCUCGCGCUUCCACGGCUUUUGGUGGGCGCCCGACUCGGCCCACCUUGCGUUCGAGGAGAUUGAUGACACGCACAUUCCGCAGUUCCGCAUCAUGCACUCGGGCAGCCCGGACGUUGGCGAGAGCGCGCAGGAAGACCACCGGUACCCGUUUGCGGGCGAGGCCAACCCGAAGCGCCGCCUCGGUGUGCUCCCGCUUCGCCUCGACUCACCGGACGUGUUCCAAGCGCCGAUCUGGAUGGACUUUCACGGCGACGACGACUUUUACAUCUCGCGCGUCAACUGGCUCCUUGACGGCAGCCUCGGCGUCCAGACGCUCAACCGUCUCCAGACCGACGCGGCGUUUCUGCGUUUCCACCCGAUGACCGGCGUCUCGAGUACGCUGCUCACCGAGCACUCGGACGUGUGGCUCAACGCACACUACCUCUUCCGCAACCUCGAACACCGGGGCAACGGCGCGUUCACGUUUCUCUGGGCGUCCGAGCGCUCGGGGUUCAUGCACUUGUACUUGUACGAGUACGCCAACGGGUCGGCCAAUGUCCUUGGCCAGCUCACGUUUGGCGAGGGCAACGUCGAAGCGAUCGAAGGCAUUGACCUCGAGCACGACCGGCUCUACUUUUCCGGCAACCUCGACGAGCCCACCGAGCGUCAUUUGUAUGUGACGUCAUUGUCCAAGCCCAUGACGCCGCCGACCAAAAUCACGACGAUCGGCGGUGUGCAUUCGGUCACGAUGGACGGCAGCUGCACGACCUUGGUCGACGUGUACAGCAACCUGCUGACGCCGCCGACGGCCGUAGUCUACCGCGUCGUCAACGGCACCGAGCUCUCGCCACUCCACACGCUCCACACAACGUCGGACCCGCGCCUGACGCUGCUGUCGGACCGGAUCCAAGCGCCGUCGCUCUUUAGCUUUCGGUCGCGCGACGAGACGACGACGCUCUAUGGUGCGAUCUACAAGCCCGACGCAAGCAUUUACGGCCACGGUCCGUACCCGACCAUGGUCAACGUCUACGGCGGGCCGCAUGUGAUGCGCGUGCAGAACGCAUGGACCGUGACGGUCGACAUGCGAGCGCAGAUGUUCCGUCAAAUGGGCUACGCAGUCCUCAAGGUCGACAACCGCGGGACCUUCCGUCGCGGCGUUGCGUUUGAAGGCGCGAUCAAGCAUGCGAUGGGCACGAUUGAGAUCUCAGACCAGGAAGACGGUGUGCACAAGUGCAUUGCCGACGGCAUCACGCUGCCGGGCCGCGUGGGUAUGGUCGGCUGGAGCUACGGCGGCUACAUGAGCGCGAUCUCGCUCGUCAAGGCGCCCGAGACGUUCAAGCUUGCGAUUGCCGGCGCACCCGUCACGUCGUGGGACGGCUACGACACGUGCUACACGGAGCGCUACAUGUCGACGCCGCAGCUCAACCCGAACGGGUACGCGCGUGGUAAUGUCAUGAACUAUGUGCAGCACAUGCAGCCCCACCAGAAGCUGCUCUUGAUCCACGGCCUCAUUGAUGAAAACGUGCACUUUCGCCAUACUGCGCGGCUCAUUAACGCGCUCAUCUCGGCGCGCAAGCACUACGAUCUGCUGUUGUUCCCCAAGGAACGCCACUCGCCGCGCCAUUUGGAAGACCGCAUCUACAUGGAGCAGCGCAUCGCCGAGUACGUUGCGGCGCACUUGUAAAUCGUGUUGUAAUCCAAAGUCCAAGUGUCUUUUUUUCCAAG